Molecule: messenger RNA, 868 nt
Organism: Carlito syrichta (Philippine tarsier)
Lineage: Eukaryota; Metazoa; Chordata; Mammalia; Primates; Tarsiidae
Product: 5-methylcytosine rRNA methyltransferase NSUN4
Exons: 4
Coding region: 101-868 (255 amino acids)
Biological process (GO): rRNA methylation
Cellular component (GO): mitochondrial large ribosomal subunit
Molecular function (GO): methyltransferase activity
Source: RefSeq, a predicted model, not a curated record
UUCUAGGUCUUGUCCUCCAGGGUGGCGUUCACCUCUUCCCCGGAACCUUAGGGUCUCCCGCUGCGGUUCCGGUCGGAAUUACGCAGUGUCGCACGCCAACAUGGCUGCGCUGGCACUGAGAGGUGUUCGGGAGCUGCUGAAGCGUGUGGAUUUCGCGUCGGUUCCGCGGAGACAUCGACAUAAAAAGAAAUGGGCUGCCACAGAGCCCAAAUUCCCCGCUGUUCGACUGGCUCUGCAGAAUUUUGACAUGACCUACAGUGUGCAGUUUGGGGAUCUUUGGCCAUCAAUCCGUGUCAGUCUCCUCUCAGAGCAGAAAUAUGGUGCGCUGGUUAAUAACUUUGCUGCUUGGGAGCAUGUGAGUGCUAAGCUGGAGCAGUUGAGUGCCCGGGACUUUGUGAAUGGAGCUAUCUCCCACUUGGAAGUGGAACCUGAGAGUCGUCAAUCUGCAGCUCCAACCUCAACAUCCUGGGCCUGCAGUCCGAACCUUCGAUGCUUCACUUUUGCCAAAGGGGAUGUCAGCCGCUUCCCUCCUGCCAGAUCCGGCAGCCUGGGUGUCAUGGACUACUAUCUGAUGGAUGCUGCCUCCUUGCUGCCUGUGCUGGCACUCGGCCUGCAGCUGGGGGACACUGUACUUGACCUGUGUGCAGCCCCUGGGGGAAAGACACUAGCAUUGCUUCAGACUGGUUGUUGCCGCAAUCUUGCUGCCAAUGAUCUCUCUACUUCGAGAACAGGCAGACUUCAGAAGGUCCUUCACAGCUACAUACCUCAAGAGAUCAGGGAUGGGAAUCAAGUUCGAGUCACCUCAUGGGAUGGCAGGAAAUGGGGAGAACUGGAAGGGGACACCUAUGACCGGGUGAGUGAUUCCUGA